Molecule: messenger RNA, 366 nt
Organism: Lactuca saligna
Lineage: Eukaryota; Viridiplantae; Streptophyta; Magnoliopsida; Asterales; Asteraceae
Source: the annotation of a GenBank genome assembly
AUGGUUUUGGUGCUUCAAGAAAGUAGUACAGAUGUGAGUGGAUCACUUAUAGUGUAUGCAGCUGUGGACAUAAACUCAAUUGAUGUGGUGAUGCGUGGUGGUGACUCAUCAUGUGUGGCUUUAUUGCCAUCUGGGUUUGCGAUUAUGCCGGACUGUGUGGGUGAGUCGGUUGCACCGGUGACCAAACCCGGGUCAGAAGGUGGUUCGUUGUUGACUGUUGGGUUCCAGAUUUUGGUCAAUGAUUUGCCAUCGUCUAAGCUUACAAUGGAGUCGAUCAACACAGUUAUUAAUCUUAUUUCGCGUACUGUUCAAGGGAUUAAAGAGGUGGUGAACUCUAACCAACAAGGAAGGCAGAUUAGUAGCUAG